AUGAUUCUUCAACGCCAUGCUGUUGCCUUUGCACUGCUUGCUGUUUGGCUGGCGCUGAGCUUGCCCAACGUGGCUGCUGCUCGCGACCGAGAUGUGAAUCUUCAGCGGCGCAACCACCCCACCACCACAACGUAUACACAGGAAAAGUGCUACACAAAGGUUGCGAGUACGAAGAAGAAGCAUGUCCACACCACCACACUGUACUCGACGACUACCUCGACGGUCUCUGUCACGGUAAAGUCGACAGGCAGCACUACUACGGUGACACCUUCGCCGACGACUGUCACCUCCACUGCCACUGCAAGCACGACGACGACUAGCACCAACUUAGCAGUCACUGACACAUUCCUUCAUCAGGUUCACCAACACCAUCACACCAACGGCCACGACUACUUCAACCUCGACGGCCACGAGCACCAGCACUUCUACGGCGUCCACUACGACGGCAACUACAACCACAAGCACAUCCACAGCAAAGCGCAGGUCAAGCGCCAGGCAAAGGCUCCAAGCCUCUUGGCUCGUAUGCCGGUCAUCAAGAAGCUGUGCAAGUCCUACCCCCAGUCGGUGACGUGCAAGGAGCUCAUCGAAAAGGUCGUCCACGUCACAACCACAGUGUCAUCCCCCUCGACCACAACGGUCACUGCACACAGGCCCACAUCAACUGCUACGACGACGACGACGAAGACGAUUACCUCGACCGUGGCGCCUCCUGAUACACAGACGACAGUGGCCACAGCCACGUCUUAUGCUGCUUGCCAGACCAACAAUGUCAUCAACAAGAUCAGUGGCCAAUACGUAUUCAACAUCUAUCCAAGCGACGACAGCGCAGUCAUCAACACUGGACCAUCAAAUGCAGCGUCAGACUGCUGCGUGGCUUGUCAGCAGGCCGGCUGCAACGCCUGGGAGUUCUUCAACGCAGACCAGGUUGACUAUGGAAACCAGUGCUAUAUGAUCAGCGAUACGACUUGCCCUGCGCCGUACGAGGUGGACACUGAUCCCAGCCUCGCCGCAGACGAAGUGGGGACAUUUGGAAACGGCGCCUGUGGCCAGGUGCAGACGAUUGUCCGGGAUUGAUUACACUGUACUUUCUUCUGUCGGUGCUCGACUCGUCGACCCGAAAUAGA
This is a messenger RNA of Acaromyces ingoldii, 1124 nucleotides long. RefSeq lists its product as hypothetical. The transcript has 4 exons. Lineage: Eukaryota; Fungi; Basidiomycota; Exobasidiomycetes; Exobasidiales; Cryptobasidiaceae. Bases 1 to 1074 code for a protein of 357 amino acids. The record is from RefSeq and is a predicted model, not a curated record.